Symbiodinium natans is the source of this 1932-nucleotide messenger RNA. The record is from the annotation of a GenBank genome assembly. NCBI's taxonomy places the organism in Eukaryota, Dinophyceae, Suessiales, Symbiodiniaceae.
AUGAAUGCUGGCGACCGGGCCAGCGGGACCAGCCAAGUGGUGAAUACCCACACGUUCUCAUUUGACCACGUGUAUGACCAAGUGGCUUCCCAACCAGAGGUGUACACAAACACUGCACGAACAUCAGUGAUGUCAGCCCUGGAUGGCUACAACGCCACGAUCUUGGCGUAUGGCCCAACCGGAACAGGGAAGACCUACACCAUGGAGGGAUCUCGUCAAGAUGGGGGCAUCAUCCCACGGUCCAUGGAGGACAUCUUCCAGCAUAUCCAAGAUGCUCAGCAUGCCCACGCAUCCUUCCAGGUUCGUGCAUCCUACCUGCAGAUAUACAACGAGGUCAUCUCUGACCUGCUAAAGCCUGAUCGGUCGCACUUGAUGAUCCGCGAAGAUCGCAGGAAGGGGGUUUUUGUGGAGGGCCUCUCAGAAUGGCUCUGCCGAAGCCCGGACGAGGUGCAGACUUUGAUGGGGCAUGGAUCGACUGCCAGGGCAACAGCUCAGACAGGCGCCAAUGACACAUCCAGUCGCUCCCAUGCAGUCUUCAUCAUAGUGGUGGAGCACGAGAGCAUUGAGGGCAAGCGCACAGGCCGGCUGAACUUGGUGGACCUGGCUGGCUCGGAGAGGCCACGCUUGACAGGCGCCACCGGCCAGCGCCUGGAGGAGACAAAGAAGAUCAAUCAGAGCCUCUCCGCUCUAGGCAACGUUAUUUCAGCGCUGACUGAACGGCGCGGCCCUGUUUGCCGGCCCCACGUCCCCUAUCGCGACUCGAAGCUCACACGACUGCUGGAGGAUUCUCUUGGAGGAAACUGCCGCACUACAAUGAUGGCCAUGGUGUCGCCAGCCGCGGAAGCUUUCGCAGAGUCCCUGUCGACACUGAAAUUUGCGCAGCGUGCCAAGGGCGUGAUUACCACCCCUCAGGUGAAUGAAGACCUGGACCCCUGGACUUUGACCAGGAGGUACGAGGCAGAAAUCCGGCGGUUGCGCAGUGAACUCGCCGAGCGCAGCCAGGAGGUCAAGAGGAGCGUUGCCUCAGAGCACCCUGAGUCUCUAGAUCGGUAUAGCUUGCCCACUGAGUCAAUGACACCAUUGCGUACCGACCUGGCUGGUAGCCGAUCUUCGAGCGUGUCCGUUGCAAAAGAACGCGCGGCUGUAGAGGAGGACAAGGCGCAGGUGGGCCGAUACAAGCAACUGCUUCUCAAGCAGCGGGACAUCAUGAUUGCUUUGACACAGCGCCUGCACGAGCGCGAUGAGACAAUCAUCGGGCUGCAGGCUGAGCUGGACGCACGUGACCGUUGCAUCGAUGAGCUGACGCAGCGUGCAGAGCGCCAGGCCCUCCGCUUGGCAGCCGCAGAGAAGGCGCUGCAGGCCACUUCAAAGGCCAACAUGGCCAUGUCUGGCGGCACUGGCGGCGGCGGCGGUGGUUCUUCUGCCGGCGCUCCAGGACCAGGCCUGUUUCCACGACAGCCGCCGCCGGUAGCUAUCCAGACCGCCCUGCCAGAGGCUCCUCCAUCACCGAAGGCAUCUCCUCGGGCGGAGUUGGACUACCUGCCGAGAUACCUCCCAGAAAGCCGGAUCAAUUCCCCGACCGCUUCCGACAGGAGCCACCGCAGAGCUGCCGAGCCCAGCGCCGUGGCCGGCAGACCUUUGCUAAGUGCGGACGACAAGGUGCUUGAGCUAACUGCGCUCCUGGAGACGCAGCGGCAAGAAAAUCACAGGAUGAAGCUGGAGCUGGAGACUAUGCAAGACUCCGUGCUCCCGUUCCACAGCGAUGUGCCCAAUCACCGCACAGAUCUGCUUGGACGAUUCCGUGACCGGCAGUCCUGGACGAGGUCCCACAGUGUGCAGGAUGAUGUUCGUCGGCACGGAUGGACACAACCUGCAGUGAAGAGCGACAGUUUCAUGGGAAUGCGACCCAGUGGGGCAAGAUGCGCAAUCUGA